CACUCACACACAAGCUGUGAAAACAAAUGCACCAAUAAUAGCUAGGGUUAUUACCCAAGAGUGCUGUAACAAAAAGCGGACAAAGGUUCACGAACCGGUUUGGUGACGGGUACCUGUUUAGAGUUACCUCCCUUAGUCGCUCUCGUUGUUUCUGCAGUUCCAGCGUGGCAAACUCAAAUGCACGAUGGCAAAUGUCAGGCCACAAAUAUUGUUAUUAGCCAUUUUGGCAACGGCAUUGACAAGCAUCAGUUGUCACACCGAUGACGAAGAGGACUUUCAGCCAGCAGGUGGCCACAAGGUGGAAUUUGGCGAGGCAAAGGCACCGAGGUAUCUGUUGUGGGAUGUGAACCCAGGCGAGGGAUUCAACCUGCGCCGUGAUGUGUACCUGCGGAUGGCAAACUUGGUUGAGAAUCUGAAUGAAGACUCCCCCUGGAUUCUGGUUUUGCCUCCCUGGGGACCCCUGUACCACUGGACCAACCGACACAUUGAUCAGUCACGCAUCCCUUGGUCGCUCUUUUUUGAUGUGCCAAGUCUCAGAAAAUAUGUACCCGUCAUAGAGUUUGAGGACUUUCUGAAAGUGCUCCCCAAGCCGUGGCUGGUGGACGAGGUCUACUACCUCCAGUACUACAAGGAGGGCUGGGGCGGUGAGUGGAAGGAGAAGAUGGACAAGCGGGAGUGCCACACCAUGGAAUAUAGGAAAUAUACCCUGAAUGAGAAGUCCGGAUUAUGGGAUGGCUGGUUCUUCAACUUCGGGGAGGAAGUCCAUGCUAAGACGUUCCAGUGCAUGUCUGUCCAGGGAAUGGCCAGUUUCCUGAAACCCUUUCUGCUCCAUAAUACCACUGGCAUGUCGGUCAUGAUUGAUAGGGCGGAGACAGUGAUGCAUGAUCGUUUUGGAGACAUCAAGUACUGGACGGCCAGGAGGAGUAUGGUAUUUGCGAAACACCUGAAAAAAAUUGGGGAUGAUUUCCGUGGCAAACAUCUCGACUCAACAGAUGUAGCAGACAAAACUGUGAUGAAUGAAGACUGGACGAAAAAUAAGAAAACAAGGGGAGAUGCCAAGGGAGGGCCCUAUAUUGGGGUACACCUACGUCGAGCAGACUUUGCGAUCUCCAGAAAAAAAGACACACCAACCUUUUCAGUUGCUGCCGAGAAAAUUAUUGAGCUUCUGAAGAAAUAUGAUUUGAAGAAGGUUUUUAUUGCCACUGAUGCUCGGGAAGAAUGGGAGUUUGAUGAGGUGAAGAAUCUUUUGUCUGGAUAUGAAGUCUAUCGGUUCAGACCAACGAAGGAGAUUCUGGAGAAGUACAUGGAUGGUGGUGUGGCCAUCAUUGACCAGUGGAUCUGUGCACAUGCAAGGUACUUCAUCGGCACCAGGGAGUCGACGUUCUCCUUCCGUAUCCAGGAUGAGCGGGAAAUCAUGGGAUUUGACGCGGACAUGACCUUCAACAGCUUCUGUGGGCAAGGUCGCGACAAAGGAGAGGAGAAACCGAAUCAGCCUGAUGACUACGAGGAAGAUUUCUGUCGCCAGCCGUCACGAUGGGAGAUAGUAUACUGAUCAGAGGCUCAAACAAACUUUGUCAAAUCACAUAAAUAUACAUGAACCAUGAAAAAAUGUUUUAUAUGAUGGGGCAGCAAAAUAUGAUACAGGCCUUAGACCAAUUCCUCCCCCCACUUUUCGAAUGACCAGCCCCUAAUGGCUAUCAAUAUUGUAUCAUAUACCAUAGAUCUGAAAUUAAGAUGGUUACAAAAAUGGUCAGUAUGUACAACCGUUCUGAUUAAACAAGAUUAAUUAAUUAGAUAAUGAAUCAGGGAAUCUCCAGUAUUAGGUAUGAAUAGUUUGUAUUCCAAACUCUCUUUGAUGUGGAUUUUUUAGAUAGAAUUUAGUUGCUAACACUGAAGGAUUAAGUUGCUGUGGUAUUAUUUGUUAUAUCUGGCUGUGUGGUUGAAACUGUCCCUUGUGGUGUGAGACAGUUGUUUUCAGUCAUGACUUUUACUUCAUUUAUCAUCUAAAUAUGAUGCUGGUCAGUCCAAAAAUGUUGAACGUGACAUAUUCAAUUGAUGUUUAAUUCCUGAAGACAGUUUUUCAUCAUCCUGAGGCAAGGGAGUUAAGUGUCUGUAAAAGUCCAGUUUCCAACCUCGCUGAAGUAGGUUGGUAUUUCUCGGCUCAAUCCUAGUGCCACCUGUGGUAAUUACAAGUCCCUUCUAUGUCCCUCCAGAUUGUCCAAUCAGAUUAAACCUCUCAUAUCCCUUUCAUUUACUUAAAGUAAAAUGGCAUCUCCCAGUGAAGACGAUCUGAUCGAUAAUCAAGAUCUGUUGUAAUAAAACAGGUCUUACUUUGCGAAGUGCAUCAAACCACAUGAGCACCUUGAUUAAAAACAUGAAACAUUAGGAAAAUAUCAGUUGUCGCCAAGUUAGCAGUACAUACUUUGCAAAUCCUUCAAUCGACCGAAAUCUGUAUUACGAUCCGGAUGUCAAAUCCUUACACGGUUUCAAUUGGACUAUGCAUAGACUUGUUAGUCCAGUCAAAAUAUAACUCCAUAAUUCCAGUCUAGUUCGGCAAGGGUGGAAACUUGAAUUUAUGGUCAGCCAACUUCCUUGCCUCGGGAAGAUGAUAUAUAGCAGGUAUUGGUAAACAUUAUCCCAAAUUUGACCAGUGUUAUGCUGACAGUUUAGCAUGUCUGCCUCAUGGUGUUACCAUGGUUAUGUAAUGUUGUACAUGUAUAGUCUAUCAGGGAAUAUUGUGGAAGUAUUGAUGUUUGCGAAGAAUUGAGAAUGUGGAAAUAAC
Haliotis rufescens (red abalone) is the source of this 2782-nucleotide messenger RNA. RefSeq names its product GDP-fucose protein O-fucosyltransferase 2-like. Gene Ontology annotation, biological process: protein O-linked glycosylation via fucose. The transcript is spliced from 9 exons. Bases 185 to 1552 code for a protein of 455 amino acids. Gene Ontology annotation, molecular function: peptide-O-fucosyltransferase activity. The record is from RefSeq and is a predicted model, not a curated record. NCBI's taxonomy places the organism in Eukaryota, Metazoa, Mollusca, Gastropoda, Lepetellida, Haliotidae.